AUGUCUCAGCAUCCUGCAACGACUUGUCCAUCUUUGACGGAAUGCCCGACUCCCGAAGAGGGCUACGGCCAGGAAUGCGGGUACCCUAUGAUAAAAGGCAGAGGGUUGCAUCCUAUCCGUUUGGACGAAAACCGCGUUGUCAAGUCGAAAAUGGAAGAUACUGGAGAAAUCCAGGCCAUGCAGCCUACCGCCAAAGCAACAACCAUCCCUGUUCCGAAAGUCUUUGAGGCGGGAUGGUUCCAGAAAAGCGGCGAAUGGUGCGAUAAAAGGUUUUGCAUCGUGAUGGAAUAUAUACCUGGAAAGCCUUUGAAUGUGAUAUGGAAGGAUCUAAGUGAAGAUCAGAAAACGAACAUUUGUCUCCAGAUCGAUGGAUAUCUCGCUCAACUUCAGAAACUAACGGCAGAUCGGAUCAUGGCAUCCGAUGGCGGUCCUCUGGAUGUGGGGCUUUACCAAAAGCGUUAUUUGGGGCCGUUUGACAGUGUCAAGGAGUUCCAUCAGGCCUUGAGCAAAGCCGAGCCGCAUAACUUGGGUGACAACCACAAGAUCCAUUUUGCUCAUGCCGACCUAGCUCCCAGGAACAUUCUGGUUGACGAGAAGACCGGCAAGGUCAAUGCAGUCAUCGACUGGGAGCGGGCAGGUUGGUAUCCAGAAUAUUGGGAUUACGUCCGGAUGAGCUACGACCGGUCGAUGAAGAAAGAGAUGGGCGCUUAUACCGUUCUUUGGAAGUCCCUCUCCACGCGCCCUUAUGAAGACGAAUGGGAAGCAAUGCGGGAUCUAGUUUUACGAACGAUCCCUCCAUAUCCAGAUGGAGUUCGGGAAGAAGAGCGCCCCGAUACUUCACCAUCGUCUGCCUCUUAUGCAAGAGAGUUGCAGAAGGGGCAUGAAAAUGAUACUGAAUUGAUCAACUAG
Microsporum canis CBS 113480 is the source of this 909-nucleotide messenger RNA. RefSeq lists its product as hypothetical. The record is from RefSeq and is a predicted model, not a curated record. The transcript is spliced from 2 exons. NCBI's taxonomy places the organism in Eukaryota, Fungi, Ascomycota, Eurotiomycetes, Onygenales, Arthrodermataceae. Bases 1 to 909 code for a protein of 302 amino acids.